AGUCCGGAUAAAACACCACUCAAUUUGCUCCCUGGUCAGCUCUUCUGCAUUAUAACAGAAGCGACAUGUUAGACAAAUUCACAACGCAGACGGGAAAGAUGCCAGCUUUUUGCUUAGUUUUUAAGUCAGUCUAAGAGAGGGAUUUAAUUUGCGUUUGAUGGCGUUUGGACUUUCAGUUAUUGCAAGCUUGCGUAAAUUGUCUGGAGCGGUCGAGGAGAGAAAGAAGUGACCCGUGGCUACCAAAGGACGGGAGGAUAGGAGGAGUUAAAAAAGCGCCCAAAGGAAAACGAACGCAGGUUUGAUACAUAUGCUGUCGGUGCUUUUUCCCCACACAUUUUCCAACACUUGUAAUGCUGUAUUGGAGAAAUGUCGUUGGUGUACGCUGCGUAACACCCGGACUGCGUUCAUGUCUCAUGCCUCUAGAGGGAUCAGUUACUUUUCUUCAAGGGAACUGUGAGCAGAGCUGAGAUUUCACAGAGAAAGAAGGCAUUUGGAUAAAACUCAAUGCAUGAACAGUUACGAACGAUGGGGAAGUUUCACAACUCAGACCUCUGGAUAGCCUGGGUGGUCAUUUUCUUCAUGGAGGUGUGUGUGCAGGCACUGGAUGUGACAGUAUCCCAGAGCAGUAUCCAGGUGGCCCGUGGCCAAGCAGCCGUCCUGCCCUGCUCCUUUACCACCAGUGCUGCCCUCAACAACCUGAAUAUCAUCUGGAUGGUUAUACCACUGUCCAAUGCCAACCAGCCAGAACAGGUCAUAAUUUACCAGGGUGGCCAAGUGUUCAGCCUCGCCAAUCACCUGAAUGGCCGUGUGGGCUUUGUGGCCACCAUGCCGAGUACAAGUGCCUCCAUCUUCAUCAAUAACACCCAGCUGACUGACACUGGGACCUAUCAGUGCCUGGUCAACAACUUCCCAGACAGAGGGGGGCGCAACAUUGGCGUCAUUGGGCUCACCGUGCUAGUGCCCCCCUCAAAGCCAGCAUGUCAAAUCCAAGGCACACUGGAUAUAGGCAGCGACAUCAUGCUAAUCUGCAGUUCAGAAGAAGGCAUUCCCACACCGUCCUACUCCUGGGAGAAGCUGGAUUCUCUGCCCAAACUGCCGCACAACGCCAUGCAAGAUCAGAUGCAAGGCACUGUCUCACUGAGAAACAUCAGCACCAGCACAUCAGGACUCUACCAAUGUACCUCCAGCAAUGCAAUUGGCAAGAGCACCUGUCUGCUCAACCUGCAAGUUGUAGCACCUCAGCCUCAGAGUAUCGGGCUGAUAGCAGGGACCAUUGCUACAGGAGUCCUCGCUGUCAUCAUUUGUUUCCUGAUAGUUGCAGUCACACUCUUCUACUGGAAAAACAAGAACAAAUAUGAUGAGGAGGAGAUACCAAAUGAGAUCAGAGAAGAUGACCUUCCUCCGAAGAGGUCGUCUUCAGUAAAGGCUUUCCAUGCAGACGCCUCAUCUUCAGAAAAUGAUACUUUGACAUCUACCAACACAUACAACAGCCGCUACUGGCACAACCCCAAGCCCAACUAUGACACCAACUCGUAUACACGCUACAAUGGAGACACUCGCCAUACCUUUUCUACCCAUGCUCAUGGACAAGGCCAGGGACAGGGGCAGGGGCAGGGGCAGAGCACAGGACACAGCCACAGUACUGUUGUCACAGCACCAGGUUCAGCCCCACUAUCCCGCCAUAUGCAGCCCGCAACAGCAACAAUUACUUCAUUUGCCAAUGGCAGCCACACACUACCGCCACCAAAGACUUUGGUUGUCACCACAAACUCUGCCCCUUCUCCGCCUACUAUUGUGCGCAGCAAUGGCUCUGUGAGCCUAAAACCUGUGGUACCUUCCCCACAUGGGCAACACACACACUCCUAUGCGGUGAGCCAAGCUACACUGGAGCGGAUGGGGGCAGUGCCCGUCAUGGUGCCUGCCCAGAGCAGAGCAGGUUCCCUGGUCUGAAGUCUGAUUCCCUCUACUGUUAUCUCAGACAAAAAACUAAUUCAUAUUGUGACUUUGUGGAGUUCACCGCUGAUAAACAGACUAAACAUGAAGCAAUCGACCAGCUGCCCUUUCACCACUGUAACUUUGGAUAAAUCCUAAACUGGUAUUUUGAAGUGAAGAGUUUAUUAAAACACUUGCUCAUUGAACCCUUCAUGGACAAAGCAGGACUUGGGAUUUAAUUUUUUCUUGGAUUAAUUUCCCUGGCAUGUGGUCGGAACUACUUUUAACCCCUUGGAUGUUUUGACAAAGUACAUUUUUCUUCAGAACCAUCAUUUUUCUUAGCUGGCUCAGUGUGAUCAUCAUUUUUGUUUGUUUGUUUUUUUGUUUGUUUUUUGGACUCAAAGCAAUCUGUUUUAAUCUUAGAGUGUCAAUUCAACAUAGUGAGACAGAAACAAGCAUGUCAUAUACAUGUAUUUGUCCCUUGUUUUAGAAUAACAAAUUAAGACAAAAAUAUUUCCAAUGAUUUGAUAAUUAAUAUAAUUGACUGUACUAAAACCGACAACAUUAUAGAACUCUGAAGAGAGAAGAGAGUACAAUAAUAUAACUAUGUCAAGUAGGCCAAGAGAGAAGGGUAAUAUUGGUCACAAUACAUUGCAUAGUAUAUUGUGCUUCACUUCAUGCACUUUUCUUUUUGGUUAUGCCACCAUGGAACUGCUGUCUUAUGAGCAAUAUUUUUCACCUAUUCCGCAAAAACAAGUUUUUUUCUCAAUGCACAAAUUACAGUCAGCAUACGACAAUCUACAAAGCUUUGUAUUUUGAAAGAAAAACUACACAACACUUUUCUAAAUAGACAGCUAUCAUUCACUUAAUGACCAGACUAGACUUCAACUCUCUGGUGUUUGUCAAAAGUCUUUACUGUGUUUUUCCUUGCUGUUGUUUGAGACACAUGAUACUGCUUUGCGAUGAAGUUGUUGUAAAUGCUAACAUGGUGUGACGGCUAACGUGAUGAUAGGAAUCAACCCAACAAAUAUUGCAACAAGAACUGGACAUGGGGCACCUGCUCUUCCAACUGAGCUCAAAUAUUUUCAACACAUAUUGUAACAAUAGGCUAAAAUUUUAAUUUGAUCAUGUCUGAAUGAAAACAUAUAUGACAACUCACUUGUCUUAAUUUUAAUUUAUUUGUAACAAUGUCUUACAACGUGUUACAAAGUCUGUUACGGGACUGUUCUAAUGUUUUGAAUUUUUCAAUCCUCAGUCAUUAUUGUGCAUUAUCUAAAAAGACAGAACAAAUAACUUCUUGUUAUUCCAUCAUGCAGCAUAAAUAAUUUUUUCAGAGUUUGAAGAUGCACUGUUUUGGCAUUCAAAGUCUUAUUUAAUUUAUUUAACUUAUUUAACAUGUGCUAACUAAUCCAUCUUUAACCUGAAACAGACUCAUGGUAAAUCGUGUCCAAAUGACUUCCCUGACUCCAGGAUUACUUUUUGUUUGCAAGAGUCAUAAGAUUUAUGUCUUAAUCCAUUUUCCUUAAAGGCAGACGAUCCAGUCGCAGUCCAGAAAAAAUGCCAUCCUUUGCAGCUAAUUUUAUGUACUUAAAUCAUAAAUUAUCUGACUUCCUCUUAAUCCAAACAAGUAUUUUGAAAACAUUGGCAAGAACUACUCGCUGCUGCACUGUUGUGCUGCUGAUGUCAUCCCUUAAAUUUACACUAUGGUGGUUUCAUGACAGCAGAACAGCUUAAAAAGUGGUUUGAUUGUUUGUUUGUCUAUUUCUGUUUGUCUGUAAAGGGUAAUGUGGGCCUACUGGUACUGAUUUGCCGGUCAAAAAUGAAUCUUUUUUACAGAGAAGGCAAGCCUGAGUUACUUCUAGUGUUGAAUAACCUUUUAUUAUUUUACCCUUCUAUCAGGUACUACAGUUUGUCACAGUUUUGUUCAUCUUUGUACAUUUAAACCCCUCUAUGCAAAAUUUCAGAACCAUUAUUCCAGAAAAGUUGGGACACUGUAUAACAUUUUAAUAAAACAUAAAUUGAUGGUUUGCAAAUCAUUUCAACCCUAUAUUUAGUUGUAGUGUAGUGUUAAUACAAGAUAUCAAAUGAUGAAACUGAAAAAAAAUAUUUUUCUAUCAAAAUGAAAUGCUCAUUUUGAAUUUGAUGCCAUUAACACAUUUUAACAAAAGUUGGGACAAGGGAAUAUUUACAAUUCUGUUCGCAUCACCUCCUAAACAAGCAUUUAACAACUCUGUAAAUUUUCUUUUAACCAAGUUCCUGGAAUUUUUUUAAAGUCAAAGGUUGUCCUAUACUGAUAUUGGAUUUCAGCUGCUCAACAGUUUGGGUCUGCUUUAUCAUAUUUUUUGUUUUAUGAGAAGUUGAGACUGCAAUAAGACAGCUGUAAUACCAGCAGAAUGUGCAAGGUCUUCCCGGAAACAGGCAUCGUUAACAUGGCAGUAUAUGUUGCUCCAUAUUGUCCAGCUUCAAUGGUGCUUUCCUCUUUUUAGACUUUAGUUAUCUUUAUUACAUUUAUUUCAUUUUCACUUUCAUAUUUCAAUUUGAUAUUUCUCAAUUUAAAAACACAUUAUGCACCUUUAGAGACGGCAUAGUAGCUUGCGAGAUGAUUUUUGCGCAGAAGUGGAAUGUAGUCAAAUAUCAUUCAAUAAUCAAUAACCCCAUCAUCUCACAGAGAAACAGCACGCAAGCUAGACUACAGUUUUCUGCAGAUUUUUCCACAUAAUUUGGCUAAUUUUGAAAGACACCAACUGGAGCACGCAGUUUAGGUGUAAACUCUACUGUGAAUUAUUUUCAGCACUUUACUUUAUCACCAGAAAUCCUAUUUGGUUUAGGACACAACACAGACAUACUCUUCCGCUUGCAGCCCACUGGUCAGCUGUUCAGGUCUGCAGGCUUCAAAGAGACAAAAGUACAACUAAACUAAAUAAUGAGUGAUUCUACACCCAACAGGCAGAGACAGUAGACCGUAUAAGAGUAACAUGUAUAAAAUAAACUAAAGGCAGGAUGUAGUUAGAAGGUUACAAUCAGCACACACAAUAUAAUAGCGGGGAUAUCGACAGAGCAGAAAAUUAUUUAUCGUUUUUUUUAAAGGUUGACUGGACUCCAGACUCUGAUUGGACUAGUGCGUGACAUAAAGUGAAACCAUAGUGGAGCAGUAAAUGCAGCUAAAUGAAUGCCAACUUCUGUAAAAUACCAAAGAAGAAGAAGAAAAUGAGUGUUUAUGACUGCGCCGAUGACGUGACGUCUACUGCGUACACAUGUGGACACCUUCAUGAGCUGGAGUUUUAGGAGGAAAAGGUGAUUUAAUGCACCAGAGUAAAAAGUGGAAAAUUGGCAUCCAUUGUGGCUAGUACAAUAACUAGUGACAUACAACUCACAUCCUUUUAAUAAUCAAUUAGAUGCACGAAUAACUACAUCUUUAGAGUAAUUUAUAUUCUCUUCUUGGUUGUACUUAAAGAUGAAUCCCUUAAAAAAAAGGACACACUUUACAGAGGUACAGAUGUUCUUAAGCUCACAAUCUGCACUGGGAACCAAAUGCAGAACAAGUCCAUUUUGUAGUUGUCUUGCAGUUCCCACUCCCAACCUAUCACUCCCUGACCAGCUCUAUGGCCGGAUAUCAGGCUUCACAGGCUGAGUUUUUUUUUAGAACUUAACAUUAACACAGGAUUUUUGGAUGUGAUGUUGAGCCAACGUGAGUGAUUUCAAAUACAGAGUCUAUUUAGAUGCAGUGCCACCUGAGGGCCUAUCGCCCUUGUUCCUUUUGUGGAGAUUUCUUAAAAUUUGCUGAAAUGUUGCUGAUUUAUAAAAUGAUCAUGUAUUUUUCAUCAAACAAUGACAUUUUUCAGUCCCAAUAUUUGAUAUGUUAUCUUUGAACUCAUUUCAAUCAAAUAUAGGGUUUCAAUGAUUUGCAAUCUAUCGAAAUCAGUUUUAUCAACAGUUUACACAGCGUCCCAACUUUUUUGGAAUUGGGGUUGUACUUCGGGGCUUAGCUGUAGUCAUUUGGUCAAGUCCAGCUGUAACAUAUUCACAAACAUUUCAGACUGGUGUAACUUUCAUUUUUAAUUCAGUUUGCACAAGCCGUGACAGGGGAAAAAGUGCACAAUCCCCAGACAACUACUGACAUUGACCUAAGAUAAAUUAACAUCUCAUGUUCUAUCCUGAUGAUUGGUUGGUGGGUGGUACACCUGCUGGUAUAUGGACUGUGUGUGUACAUGAAUAACGACAUGUAAUAUAUUGUUGAUUGUAAAUAUGUAAACAGAACACUAAGGGAUGUCUCUUGGUGUGGGGUUCAAAUUAAAUAGGAAAAUAACACUGGAACUUGUAAUGAAUAAAUAUAUUGAUACAGUCUA
Messenger RNA from Notolabrus celidotus (New Zealand spotty), 6278 nucleotides. RefSeq names its product immunoglobulin superfamily member 11 (gene igsf11). The transcript is spliced from 7 exons. Gene Ontology annotation, cellular component: cell-cell junction. Gene Ontology annotation, molecular function: ionotropic glutamate receptor binding. The record is from RefSeq and is a predicted model, not a curated record. Lineage: Eukaryota; Metazoa; Chordata; Actinopteri; Labriformes; Labridae. The coding region runs from base 505 to 1950 and encodes 481 amino acids. Gene Ontology annotation, biological process: homophilic cell-cell adhesion.